Molecule: messenger RNA, 1044 nt
Organism: Penicillium atrosanguineum
Lineage: Eukaryota; Fungi; Ascomycota; Eurotiomycetes; Eurotiales; Aspergillaceae
Product: U3 small nucleolar RNA-associated protein 10
Exons: 3
Coding region: 1-1044 (347 amino acids)
Biological process (GO): secondary metabolic process
Source: RefSeq, a predicted model, not a curated record
AUGGUGUCACUCGACCAGGUACACAAGAACAACGCCAGUCUUAAAGACUAUGGCCCCAAUCUCGUGGCUGUCUUCGUCGGCGGAACCAGCGGAAUCGGCGAAGCAACCGCCCGGGCAUUUGUGCGAGACACACUUUCUCCACGGGUAUUUCUAGUUGGGCGAAAUGAGUCCCAGGCAUCCAGGAUCAUCGAGGAGCUACGUCAGCUGAAUCCGAAGGGGCAGCUAAACUUCAUCAAGUGUGACGCCGCUAGGCUGAACAGUGUGGAUGAAGCAUGCAAGGAUAUCCAAGCCAAGGAAGACAAAAUCAAUCUUCUUUUCUUGAGUGCUGGAAUGCUCACUACCAAGGGACGCGAUGAAACCGACGAGGGACUUGACAAAAAGCUCAGCCUGCAUUAUUACUCUCGCAUGCGUUUCAUUAAGAAUCUUCUGCCGCAGUUGACCAAAGCUGGUACUGUUUCCGAGGAAUCGGCCCCAGCCAAAACCGGCGUCGGUAGCAACCUGGCCAGGGUGGUCUCCGUGCUUGAGGCCGGCGGAGAAGGUCCGUUAAACCUGGACGACUUGUCUCUAAAGUCGACCUAUUCACUCCGCAAUGCUGCCAAGCAUGCUAUUACCAUGACGUCCCUGUCGGUGCAGGAGCUCGCCGCUUCUCAUCCCGAGGUGUGUUUUGUCCAUGCCUACCCCGGAGUCGUCAACACUGGCCUCAUGCGUGAGUUUGGAACCAUUACGCGGUUCGCGAUAAAAGCUAUGCUUAUUCUAGCUAAACCCUGGGUGGUUCCUCUCAACGAGAGUGGUGAUCGGCAUCUAUAUGCCUCAACUAGCUCGCGGUUCCCACCGCGGGCCUCCGCUGGUGGCGACGAUGUUGCGCCCGGUGCCGAUGGAGUGAAGGGUAGCGGGGCAUAUCUUUUGAGCUGGAAUGGAUCCACUGCUGGAAAUCAGAAGGUCUUGCAGGAUUAUCGCAAGAAUGAAACCGGUAAAUUAGUGUGGGAGCACACUGUAGGGGUGUUUGAGUCGAUUUGCGGUAAAGCCGGCGUGUCGCAGGAUUGA